CAACUCCUGACAGAUGAGUGACGCGCAGGAGGCUGCGGCGGCCGCCCAAACCCUAGCCGAGGGCGCCUCCGCCCAAACCCUAGCCGAGGGCGCCGCCGCAAACGCAAAGUCGCUACCCACCAUGUCCCCCAUGGAUCGUCUCCCCAUGGAGCUGCUCGCCGAGAUCCUUCGCUGCCUCCCGCCGCGGGGCAUCGCGACGUGCCGGGCCGUCCGCAAGGGCUGGCGCGCCGCCGUUGACUCCAACGGGCUGAUGCUCGCGGUGGAGCACCGGGUGCCGCGCCGCAUGGGCGGCAUCGUCGCCAACUUCUCCCACGAGGACCGGCCCUACUUCCUCUCCUGCGGGGCCGCCCCUCCGGGCAUCGGCCACGACGCCGCGGCGUUCAAUUUGAUGAUGCCGCUGGAGAUGUGCAGGGGGUGGGGGAGAGCCGUCCUCGACCACCGCGGCGGCCUUCUCCUGUGCGAGGGCCAGCGCGCGAUGUACGUGUGCAACCCCGCGACGCGGCGGCGGGCGGAGCUUCCCCCUUUGCCCUCAGAUGGCCCCGGCGCCUACUACCUCCUGUUCGACCCCACCGUGUCGCUGCACUACAAGGUGUUCUUCUUCCCCGAGCCCAGCAGGCAUGGUCAACCGCCGACGGAAUGGCCGCCGUCUUCGUACACGGUGCAAGCCUACUGCUCGAGAAGCGGCCAGUGGGAUGACAUGACAUUUCUCCGACAAGGAGAUGCAACCACGAUGGCCUUGUGGGCGGAUCGGAUCAAUGAACGAAAGCGCCACGCCGUGUACUGGCGAGGGGCAUUCUAUCUGCAUUGCCCCACUGGCUCCAUCAUAAGGUUUUCAUUGGAGGAGAAGAUUUAUCUAGUCAUCAGAUCCCCGGAAGUAGUGGCAAUGCCUAAUAUUACCGUUUGUGAGCCUGAAAUGCAUCUUGGGAAAUCGAAGCAUGGAGUAUGUUGCACCGCUAUCUAUGGAUCCCAACUUCAAGCAUGGGUACUACAUGAGGAAUCCAAACCACUUUUAGUGCAUGAGUGGGUGCUAAAGUGUCAUUUUGUCCUUCUUCCCUCUUUUGAACGAUACUGCACCAAAGUGCAAAGGUUGGGUGGUAUAGAAGACAACGAGUGGGACUCUAGUGAUGAUUCUGAGGAAGAUGAAGAGGCUCCAGAAUUAGAUGAAGAUAUGGAACAAUAUAUUAGGUUUACUAAUGCCAUACGCUUUAUGGGGUACCAUCCAAAUAAAGAGAUUGCUUUUUUGGUGACCUGCGACUUGGGGUUUGCUUACUACCUCGGUACCUCUAAAUGGCGCUAUUUGGGAUCACUUUACCCAGAGGAAUGUUCUAAUCCUGAAUAUGUUGCUUUAAAGAAGUCGUUCAUCUACACUCCUUGCAUGGAUGAUUUGCUUCCUACUUGCAAUGAACCAUAACAUGUACUCUAUCCUCUCUUUAAUACUCUGUUCUCUCUAAUCCAGUGUAAUCAGUGCUGCACUCUGUAGGAAUGCGCUUGUAUCAGGUGUUGAAAUUGAACAAAUCCUUUGGUGAUAGACAAUUUAUGAUUAUCCAUAACA
Hordeum vulgare subsp. vulgare (domesticated barley) is the source of this 1552-nucleotide messenger RNA. RefSeq lists its product as uncharacterized. The transcript is spliced from 2 exons. Gene Ontology annotation, molecular function: protein binding. Bases 14 to 1411 code for a protein of 465 amino acids. NCBI's taxonomy places the organism in Eukaryota, Viridiplantae, Streptophyta, Magnoliopsida, Poales, Poaceae. The record is from RefSeq and is a predicted model, not a curated record.